Molecule: messenger RNA, 1051 nt
Organism: Caenorhabditis elegans
Lineage: Eukaryota; Metazoa; Nematoda; Chromadorea; Rhabditida; Rhabditidae
Gene: abhd-11.2
Product: sn-1-specific diacylglycerol lipase ABHD11
Exons: 6
Coding region: 87-986 (299 amino acids)
Source: RefSeq, marked reviewed
AUUUCGGAGUAUCGUAGCACUGUACUUUUUAUUUAUUUUUGUUCACUUUUUUCUGUUUUUAGCAGGUUUUAAAACCGGUUUUCACAAUGCUAGUAAGCCGAAAUUUAGCGAAAACGAUUUCCAAUUCAAAAAAUGCAAAAAAUAUUCACACUUCUUGCCGAAAAUUCGCACCGGUUCCCAUGACAUACGCCAGCUACUCAUCACCAGAACUCGAUAGAAAUUCUCCUUUAGUAAUUGUUCAUGGAUUAUUCGGGCAAAAACAGAACUGGAACUCUGUCGGAAAGGCGCUGCACAAGAAGUUAGAGGCUCCAGUGUAUGCGGUAGACGUGCGGAAUCAUGGAAGCUCACCGCAUACCGAAACUAUGUCUUAUACAGAAAUGGCAGAGGAUUUAGUAUUAUUUAUUGAUAAAGUCAAGGAGGAAACCAAGAAAACUAGGGUUAAUUUAUUAGGCCACUCAAUGGGUGGAAAAAUUGUCAUGAGGCUUGCAAUCGACUCAAAAUGGAGUGAUCGAAUCGAAAAAUUGAUUGUGGAGGAUGUAUCACCCAAGGGAUAUUCCAGGCGGCAUUUAGAAUUCCGAGAGCUCAUCAAAACCAUGCGAAACGUGGAUCUUUGUCGCACUCGAAAGGAAAUUCUCAAGGAUCUUGAAUCGGCGAUUCCAGACUUGGCAAUGCGCCAAUUUAUUCUCACAAAUUUGCAGCCGUCGAGUGAAAAUGAGGGGCAAAUGGAGUGGAAAAUCAAUAUUAAUACGAUCGAUAGCCAUGUGGAUGAGAUUUUGGGAUAUACCCUCCCAGUUGGCAGUUUCCGAGGCCCCACUCUCUUUCUCCACGGAGCAAAUUCAGGAUAUGUUCCAGACGAUCAUAAACCCGAUAUUAAAUGCCUUUUUCCACAGGUCCAAUUCGACGCGAUUCCGGACUCUGGCCACUGGGUUCACGCUGAAAAACCUCAACUUUUCAUCAAUUCUGUCUAUAAAUUUUUGAAGCCAUAGAAUUUUUUUUUGUAAUUAGAAAAAUGAAUAGUUAUUUGAUUUUUUUUAUACUGAAAAUAAAAUAU